AUGUUGGACAAAAUAUGGGGCCCGCAUAGCAUUGACAGAUUUGCGUCUUGUCACAACGCUCAACUGCCACGUUUCAAUUCAGCAGCUUGGAACCCCGGUACAGAGGCCGUUGACGCAUUCUGUCAGAAUUGGUCCACUGAAAAUAAUUGGAUACAAGAUUGGAAGGCUGAACUCAGCAACCCAGCACUGGAUGACUUCUGUGACACUCUUCCCGAUGUGAUGUUGGCGUCUAGAGCCGGUAAUACGUUAAGCAAGUACACCGGCAGUUGGCUCAGAUGGAAACGAUGGUGUCAGUCAAAUCUGUCGGCGGGCGCCGCCUGUCCAGCAAAGCCGUUGCACAUUGCUAUAUAUCUUCGGAGUUUGUUGGACAACGCAAAUACAGUUGCGCCCAUGGAUUCCGCAUUGUAUAGUAUUAGAUGGGCGCACUCAAUGGCUGGUAUAGAAUCCCCGACUUGUCAUCCAAUGGUUCGGGCUACGAUGGAGGGCUGCAGGCGCAUUCUCGCUAAACCUAGAAAGGCCAAAGAGCCAGUCGACCCAAAAAUUCUGGCCACACUGGUGUCCCAAAAGAAUCUGUCUUCGUUAUCAGACUUACGAUUGCUAUGCUUGUGCCUUAUUUCGUAUGCUGGAUUCAUGCGUGUUGGCGAGCUCUUGAGCGUUAAAAUAAGCGACAUUUCAUUCUCAGAUUCUCAUAUGGAGAUUAAAUUGCAUAAGCGAAAAACGACCAAUUUCGAGAAGGAAGUUCUAUAA
Messenger RNA from Saccoglossus kowalevskii, 747 nucleotides. RefSeq lists its product as uncharacterized. Lineage: Eukaryota; Metazoa; Hemichordata; Enteropneusta; Harrimaniidae. The record is from RefSeq and is a predicted model, not a curated record.